Molecule: messenger RNA, 3600 nt
Organism: Lactuca virosa
Lineage: Eukaryota; Viridiplantae; Streptophyta; Magnoliopsida; Asterales; Asteraceae
Source: the annotation of a GenBank genome assembly
CUUUUCGUGACGCAGGCAAAAACAAGAAUAGGUUUAGCAAGGGUUUAAGGCGGCCACUCUUCAUCACUUUGCCUCCUACACAAAUCCUCAAAUUUUGUCAGAUUCUUUCAUCGCCACUCCUAGAUUCACCCCUUCGCAUCCAUCUUACCAAACAACCAGAGAGUUCUUUCAGAUCCUGGUAUUAGUUCGAUCUAUCUCUCUGCAAAUUGUAUCAACCGUGUACAUAGUUAGAAACCCAUUAAUUUUUCUGCAAAUAAAUCACUCCACUCUAGCAUGUGGAGAAGCGUAUGUAACCGAGCUUCUGUCAAGAAGCUGAAAUCAUUCGCCGAUAAAUCUAAUUUUAGAGAUACCUACUUGUUCGAAAAACCUAGACAGUUAGAGCUUCACCCAUAUCGACAUCCUUCAUAUGGAGAACGGGGUUUCCGGCGAAUCAACGUCUUGGGUGAUUCCGGUUUCACAAAUUUAGGGGUUUCUUUAGGUUUAUUACAUCGGUCUUAUAAGGGCUAUGCCAGUUCCGCCGCAGCUGAGGAGAUUGUUUCGACAGAAGAAGAAGACAGCGAUGAAAUUCGUGAAAUGGUACACCAUUUGAAUAAAGAAAUCAAAGCAGUGGAAACGAAAACUAAUAGCUCCGAUCACAAAAAGCAGCCGAGAUUAGUCAACGGAAUUGGGCAAGGGAAGUACAUUGCACUCAGGAGACGACAGAUAAAGAUAGAGACAGAAGCAUGGGAGAACGCAGCAAAAGAGUAUCAGGAACUUUUAGUCGACAUGUGUGAACAGAAACUCGCUCCCAAUCUGCCUUAUGUGAAAUCCUUAUUUCUUGGUUGGUUUGAGCCAUUGAAGAACGCCAUUGCUUCAGAGCAGGAUUUAUGCAGGGAAGGUAGGAAUCGAGGAGCUUAUGCCCCACAAUUCGAUCAGUUACCUGCUGAUAUGAUGACGAUAAUUACAAUGCACAAGCUAAUGGGUCUGUUGAUGACUGGCGGAGGUCAGGGUGGUGCUAGGGUGGUCCAGGCAGCUCUGCAUAUCGGUGAAGCUGUUGAACAUGAGGCGAGAAUACACAGAUUCAUGGAGAAAUCCAAACGAAAGGCUUCAUUAAAUGAGAGCCCUGAUGAUGAUUCAGAAACUGUAAACAACGAGCAACAAUUACAGAAAUUGAGGAAGAAAGUAACCAAUUUAGUUAAAAAGAAAAAGUUGCAGCAAGUAAGGCACAUAGUAAAACAACAAGAUCAGUUGAAGCCAUGGGGUCAGGAUGCUCAAGUUAAGGUUGGUUCUCGUUUAAUCCAGUUGUUAAUGGAGACUGCUUAUAUACAACCUCCUGUUGAUCAAUGUGAAGAUUGUCCUCCUGAUAUUAGGCCUGCAUUUGUACACACUCUUAAAACUGUGGAAACACCGAGAGGAAGCAGAAGAUAUGGAGUUAUUGAAUGUGAUCCUCUUGUUCGAAAAGGACUUGAGAAAAGUGCUAUGCACAUGGUGAUUCCAUAUAUGCCAAUGCUUCUUCCUCCAGUGAAUUGGACCGGAUACAACAGAGGAGCCUACUUGUUUCUACCAUCCUAUAUAAUGCGCACACAUGGAGCUAAACAACAGCGUGAUGUAGUUAAAAAAACACCAAAGAAGCAAUUGGAACCUGUUUUUGGGGCACUUAAUACACUUGGUGCUACAAAAUGGAGGGUAAAUAGGAAAGUUCUUGGUGUUAUAGAUAGAAUCUGGGCUAGUGGAGGACGUUUAGCUGACUUAGUUGAUCGUGAUGAUGUUCCUCUACCCGAAGAGCCAGACACAGAUGAUGAAAUUGAAAUUAAAAAAUGGAAAUGGAAAGUUAAAACCACUAAAAAGGAAAAUAGAGAAAGGCAUUCACAGAGAUGUGAUAUUGAAUUGAAAUUAGCCGUUGCUAGAAAAAUGAAGGAUGAGGAAGCUUUCUACUACCCCCACAAUCUUGAUUUCCGUGGUCGUGCAUACCCUAUGCACCCUUAUUUAAAUCAUUUGGGCUCUGAUUUAUGUCGAGGUGUUCUUGAGUUUGCUGAUGGUCGACCUCUUGGAGAAUCAGGUUUAAGAUGGUUGAAGAUACAUCUAGCAAAUGUCUAUGGUGGUGGUGUGGACAAGUUGUCCCAUGAGGGUCGAAUGAUGUUUGCAGAGAAACAUUUGGAUGAAAUAUUUGAUUCUUCAGAUCGACCUCUUGAAGGAAAGAGAUGGUGGUUGGGUGCAGAAGACCCUUUUCAAUGCCUGGCGACAUGCAUGAAUCUUUCUGAAGCUUUAAGAAGUUCUUCCCCUGAAACCGCCAUUUCCCACAUACCUAUCCACCAGGAUGGUUCGUGUAAUGGCUUACAACAUUAUGCUGCACUUGGAAGAGACAGGUUAGGAGCAGCUGCUGUUAAUCUUGUUGAAGGAGAAAAGCCAGCCGAUGUCUACUCUGGGAUUGCUUCCAGAGUGAUUGAGAUUAUGAAGAGAGAUGCAGAAGGCGACCCCACAACCGAUCCAAAUGCCAAACAUGCACGCAUGUUAGUUGACCAGGUGGACAGAAAGUUAGUUAAGCAAACAGUGAUGACAUCAGUGUAUGGUGUGACAUAUAUUGGUGCUCGUGACCAAAUUAAAAGAAGAUUAAAGGAACGUUGUUCCAUUGAAGAUGAUGCUGAGUUGUUUGCUGCUGCUUGUUAUGCUGCAAAAACAACUUUAACUGCUUUGGGGGAAAUGUUUGAAUCUGCAAGAAGUAUUAUGAGUUGGCUUGGUGAUUGUGCAAAGGUUAUAGCAGUGAAAAACAAUCCAGUACAAUGGACAACUCCUCUUGGACUUCCUGUUGUUCAACCAUACCGCAAGUUAGGAAGGCAUCUUAUUAAGACAUCUCUUCAAGUUUUGACACUACAACGAGAAACCGAUAAGGUGAUGGUGAAAAGACAAAGAACAGCCUUUCCUCCUAACUUUGUCCACUCUCUUGAUGGGUCCCACAUGAUGAUGACAGCCAUUGCUUGUAAAGAGGCUGGCUUAAGUUUUGCAGGAGUGCAUGAUUCGUUUUGGACACAUGCUUGUGAUGUUGAUCAGAUGAACAAGAUUCUUAGAGAAAAAUUCGUUGAACUUUACGAGGCACCAAUCCUAGAAAAUCUGUUGGAGAGUUUCCAGAAGUCGUUUCCAAAUAUGGAAUUUCCUCCAUUGCCAGAAAGGGGAGAUUUUGACCUAAAAGAGGUUACUUCUUCCUCUAUUCUUCAAUAUCAAUUAUUCAUACUCAAUCUCCAUCCCCAAUUUCAGUUGGAUCGUCACUUUUUCUUCAACUUCUCCUUAAAUCGGAGACGUAAAAUCUAUUCAGAUGGAUCCAUUGAAAAUUAGUUAAAUCGAUCAGAGGUUGUUUGAAGGUCGGAGCUCUCACAGAUACAUACACACAUAAGACGAAAUAGGUUUUGAGCAUAUUCGUGAUUGAGAUCGGAGAACUUUAGGAUGUACGGAGAAUUAACUGGAAAAAAGAAGAAAUGGAAAAAGAACCAGUACAAAUCGUGGUGCCUCAUGGUGGUUGUCGUUCUGAAAGGAUUUCACUAAUGAUCUAGAAAAUAUCAUAAAGUUGUUGUGCUGUAAUCUGUAUGUUUUCCCCUGUAUUUUUUUUAGUUACAAAAUGAAUGGAAA